This is a messenger RNA of Aureobasidium vineae, 1425 nucleotides long. The record is from the annotation of a GenBank genome assembly. Lineage: Eukaryota; Fungi; Ascomycota; Dothideomycetes; Dothideales; Saccotheciaceae.
AUGAGCGUGCGCAACAUCGAAGCAACAUACCAGCAGGGAGCGCCCGCGCGCCAGGUCGACGACGACUCGGACGUCGAGGAGGAGGUUCUGGCCAGCGACUACAAGGAGCAGGUCCAAUACGGCGACGACGACGAACUCGAGAGAGUUGCUUCCAGCGGUCCUCAAGACCUCCAAGCUCAGCUCGCCGCCGCUGCCCAGCCCCUCGAAUACGGCGCCACCCUCGAGACCAAGAUUGCCAGCUACGACAGCUACUGCAACCUGUUCCACUUCAUCCUCAACUCCGACGGCCCCGUCGACCUCGAGGUCCCCAACGUGUGUCAACGCCUCAUUGACGAGUUCAUCUACCAAUUUAACAGCUUCUGCGCCUACCGCCAAAAGGUUGCCCUCAAGCAGGACAACGACGAGGAUGCUCAGAUCCUCCGCGAAAACCCCAAUACCUGGGGAUGCUACUCGGUCCUCAACGUUCUGUACUCGCUUAUCCAGCGCAGUCAGAUCCAGGAGCAACUCGAGGCUCGCAAGCGUGGUGAGGACCCCGCCGCCUACGCCGGCGAGUACGGCAACCGCCCCCUCUACCAGAUGCUCGGAUACUUCUCGCUCAUCGGUCUCCUCCGCGUCCACUGCCUGCUCGGUGACUUUAGCAUGGCCCUCAAGACUCUGGACAACAUUGAGCUCAACAAGAAGUCCAUGUUCGCCCGUGUCAUGGCCGCCCAGUUCAGCACCUACUACUACGUCGGUUUCUCGUACAUGAUGAUGCACCGCUACACCGACGCCAUCCGCAUGUUCACCCACAUCCUCAUCUACAUUUCGCGCACAAAGAACUUCCAGAAGAACGCUCAAUACGAUAGCAUCGCAAAGAAGAGCGACCAGAUGUACGCUCUUGUCGCCAUUUGCGUCGCCCUCAACCCCACCCGUCUCGAUGACACCGUCCACUCGGCUCUUCGUGAGAAGUACGGUGAGCAGUUCGCCCGCAUGCAGCUCGGUGGUCCCGAUUCGCUCCCCAUCUUCGAGGAUCUCUUCCGCCAGGCCUGCCCCAGAUUCAUCUCGCCUACCCCUCCGGACUUUGACAACCCUUCGGUCAACGUUGACCCCAUCGAGCACCACCUUUCCAUCUUUAUGGAGGAGGUCAAGAACAACAUGUGGAGCCCUACUGUCCGUUCUUACCUGAAGCUCUACACCACAAUGGACAUUAAGAAGUUGGCUGGAUUCCUCGAGAUUGACGCCGACACCCUGAGAGGAUGGUUGUUGGUCAACAAGCAGAGAAGCAAGCAGGUUAGACACACCGAGGGUGGUCUGCUUGACGGUGAUGUUGUUACUACCAACGACCUUGACUACGCCAUGCAAGGAGACUUGAUCCACGUUUCGGAAGCCAAGGUUGGCCGCAGACUGGUGGACUGGUACCUCCGCAACCUGUCGAGAACCUACUAA